Messenger RNA from Malania oleifera, 1193 nucleotides. Its product is annotated as CASP-like protein 1F1. The coding region runs from base 335 to 892 and encodes 185 amino acids. The transcript is spliced from 3 exons. The record is from RefSeq and is a predicted model, not a curated record. Lineage: Eukaryota; Viridiplantae; Streptophyta; Magnoliopsida; Santalales; Ximeniaceae.
AUUAAGCCUAAUACCAAUCCCACCACACGGUACCAAACCAAACACUACUCAUGAAUUUAGCAACAGAUCCACUGACCACUACUCUCCUGGCUAGCCUCUUAUUCAGAUUUCGACAGCCCUGUUCACAUCACUUUCUCUCCCUCAAAACACGUAUACAGAGUCUCUCUCUCUCUCUCUCUCUCUUUCAAAUAGCUCCAAAAAAUUAAGCUCCUCCCUCUCUUUCAGACAGCCACAGCAGCGCUGUUCUCUCUCUCUCUCUCUCUUCUCUGUUUCUGCCCUUUUCUGCUCCACAGCUAGACCUUCCAUACCGGAAGAUCUGAUAGCUCAAUCAUCAAUGGCGAUCACCGGCGACAAAUUCACGCAAAACCCACUUCAGAAAACCCAGAAAAUUUUCCAGGUAGCCCAAAUUUUCCUGAGAAUCUUAGCAUUCGCCACGGCAUUGACCGCCACAUGCCUCAUGGUGACCAACAAGCAGAGCACUGUGAUAUUUGGGAUCGAGAUCGAUGCUAAGUACAGCUACUCAUCUGCUUUCAAGUUCUUUGCGUUGGCGAAUGCUGUUGCGUGUGCCUUCUGUGUGGUCUCCCUGUUCCUCGCCUUCUUCCUCGCUCGCCAGGGCUCAAUUAACCCUUCUACCUACUUUCUAUUGUUUCUUCAUGAUCUGAUGAUGAUGGGUUUGGUGCUGGCGGCGUGUGCGGCGGCGACGGCGAUAGGGUACGUGGGGCAGUACGGGAACCGGCACACCGGCUGGGUUUCCAUCUGCAACCAGUUCGGCAAGUUCUGCCGGCGAAGCACCAUCUCCGUCGUCCUCUCCUACCUCUCUUUCAUUUCCCUGCUUUUGCUUUCCGUCAUCUCCGCCUACAUGUCCAGACACUACCACAGCAUCCCUCUUUGACUUUUCAGUAUUACUCACUAGAUGCUCCUCUUGAUCAUGAUCAGAAAGAUAGAACACAGUUGUCUUGAUGACGUUGAUGUUGAUGGUGAUGACGAUGAGGAAUUGCUGGUGUUGAUGUAAUCGUGCAAACGGGUUUCUUCUCAGAUGGGCUGUUUCUGUUUUGUGUUUCAAGUAUUUUGGGUUUUUGUAGUUGAAGUAUUAAAAAUAGGAUGUGAGCUUGAUGAGAAUUGGGAUUACCAAAACAAAUUAAUACAUGGUAAUGAUCUGAGGUAUGAGAUUUUGAACGUUUAAGAUUUUUAAA